AUGAGGAUUUUAGUUGGCGCUCCAUUAGGAAAAAAUCUUCAACCACAAACAUAUAAAUCUGGUGCUUUAUAUAGAUGUCCUAUUACACAAGAAUCACAUGAUUGUGAGCAAAUAAUUACAGAUGGUAGAAAAUUGCCUGGCGGAGCUUAUGAUCUUUCUUAUGAUGAAAGCGUUGAAUUAAGGCCACCAAUUAAAAAUUCCGAAAUUAAAGAAGAUCAAUGGUUAGGUGUCAAUGUAAAAUCACAAGGAUUAGGUAGUAAGGUUUUAGUUUGUGCCCAUCGUUAUAUUGUUAAAGAAGGUGAAAAUCAAUAUGGACGUGGUUUAUGUUAUGUACUUACAAAUGAUUUAAAAUUUGAUGAUUCUUAUGAACCAUGUAAAGGAAAGCCAGUUCAUGGUUUACAUGAAGCUUAUGGAUUUUGUCAAGUUGGAACUUCAGCCGCACUAUUGGAAAAUGAAAUGAUUUUAGGUACACCAGGUCCAUAUACAUGGCGUGGUACAGUUUUCGUUACGGAAAUUGCUGGAGAAUAUUUGGAACGAAACAAAGCAUUCUAUUAUGCCCCACAGUAUUUUAAUUCACCGGUUGAUAAAUACAGUUACUUGGGGAUGGGUGUUACAGGUGGAAAAUAUUUUGGCAAUAAUAUGUCUUAUGCUGCUGGGGCACCACGUUCUGAAGGUCAUGGUCAAGUUAUAAUAUUUAAUAAAAAUACUGGUGAAACAGCAAGUUCUGUAUUACCACCAAAGCAAAUUAUAGAUGGUGAACAAUUUGGUUCAAGUUUCGGUUACGAACUAAUUACAGCUGAUAUAAAUGGUGAUGGUGAACCGGAUUUAUUAGUAGCUGCUCCAUUUUAUUUCAAUAAAUCUACUGGUGGUGCUGUAUACGUUUAUCAAAAUGAUAAAUUAAGUUUACCCGAUACACCAACAUUGAAAUUAACUGGUGCUGCCGAAAGUCGUUUUGGAAUUGCUAUGGCAAAUAUGGGAGAUAUUAAUAAAGAUCGAUGUGAUGAUAUUGCAAUUGGAGCCCCAUAUGAAGGGAAUGGUGUAGUUUAUAUAUUUUUGGGUAACCCACAAGGAUUAUCAAAAAAACCGAGUCAAGUUAUACAUGCUGCCGAUUUGGGUCCAUUAGGAAGAAGUCUUAGAACUUUUGGUAGUUCGUUAGCAGCUGGAAGUGAUCUUGAUGACAAUUCUUACCCUGAUUUGGUAGUUGGUGCUUAUGGAUCAUCAGCCGUCAUAGCCUUAUUUACACGACCAAUCAUUAAUAUUCAAACGAAGGCUCGCGGUAAUGAAUUAAAAAACAUUGAUCCAAGUAAAUCUGGAUGUUCAACUGAUCGAAACACAAAUUUAACUUGUUUCACAUUUGAAGCCUGUUGCCUAAUUGCAUCAUAUGAAGAACACAUUUCUAAUACCAAGUCUAAAGAACUUACUCUUUUAUAUACAAUUGAGGCAGAAACGUAUACAAACGUAAAGAAAUUUUCUAGAGUUUUCUUUGAUAAUGAAAAGAAACGAAGUAAUGUUGUUAAACGGCAAAUAAUGGUUAAGCCAAAUAGUCGACAGUCGUGCUACAAAGAAACCGCAUAUAUCAAAGAAAAUACAAAAGACAUACAAAGUUCUAUAAAGUUUCGUUUAAAUUUUACGAUUGUUGAACAAGAGUUGCAGAGUUCAGCUUUAAUUGGCCUAAAUCCUAUUCUUAAUAAAGAACAGUCAGCUGUUGAAUUCGAGGGUACGUUCCAAAAGGAUUGUGGUUAUGAUAAUGUUUGUCAAAGCCAAUUGGUUAUGCAAACAGAGGUAGAUUUAGAGAUGACAAGAGACGAAUAUGAGCUUGUGCUGGGAGAAAGCGAAGAAUUUAAAAUUAAUGUUAAUAUCACUAAUUUAGCUGAUUCUGCGUAUGAGGCUCAAUUAUUUUUCGUACAUCAAAAAAGUAUCACAUAUAUAGCUGCUAGUAAAACUAAUUCGGUUAUAUGCAACCGUUAUAAUGAAACAAUUGUUUCAUGUAGUUUAGGAAAUCCAUUAAAACGUGACAGUGUUGUACAAGUUUCGAUACGAUUUGAUCCCAAUGCUAUUGACGAUGAUAUUAAAAAAUUAAACUUCCAAGUUUUCGCAAAUUCAACUUCACAAUUGAUUGGAGAACUUCCAAAAGCUUCUAUAGACAUCAAUGUAGUCAAAAAAGCGAGCUUGGGAAUCGGAGGCUGGGCACGUCCUGAACAGGCAUUCUAUGGUGGUGAAGUUAAGGGUGAAAGUGCAAUGGUAUAUAUGGAAGACGUCGGUACAUCUAUAACACAUACAUAUCAAGUAUACAACGAAGGUCCGUGGAAAGCAACGAAUGUUACAGUACAUAUAAGUUGGCCACAUCAAGUUGCAAAUGACAAGCCACAGGGAAAAUGGUUACUUUAUUUAGAAAGUCAACCUAUAGUUGAAAGUCUCCACCAAAGUAAAUGUAGCGUUGUCAAUUCAAAUGAUAUUAAUCCAUUAAAAUUAAAAAUGUCUGAAGUUAAUCAUUUCGAUGGCGAUACCUUACCACCAGAAUCGUUUAUGUUGCAUCCAAAUAGAAGCGGGGCUUCUUAUACAUAUACAGGACAACGAUCUUUUGUUAGCAGCAAAAAAGUAACUUCUACCUCAGAUGAAAAAAUUCAUAGCUUUAAUAGCGAAGCUCAUUUAAAUCGAGUAAAAAGAGAUCGAGCAAAAAUUAUACGACCAGAACAUCUUUAUGAUAAAGAUGGUAAGAAACAUGAUGUGGUUAUAAUGGAUUGUGAAAAAAAUACAGCAAAGUGUAUACAUAUCCGAUGUGAUUUAUUUAACAUGCCACAAAAAACUGAAGCAUAUAUACAUGUAAAAGCAAGACUUUGGAAUUCGACACUAGUUUCGGAUUAUCCUAGAGUUGAUUUAGUAAAAAUUGUGUCAAGAGCCAGAAUUAUUAUACCAAAAGAGGCUUUUAUCGAACAAAUUGGUGAUAAAACUCGAAUACAGUUGGAAACUAAAGCCUAUCCUGAGUUAUUGGAUCAAGUGCGAGAUAGCUCGACACCUUGGUGGAUUAUUGCAGUUUCGGUAGCAUGUGGUAUAUUAUUAUUAAUAUUAUUAGCAGCAGUAAUGUAUCGUUGUGGUUUCUUCAAGAGACGAAGACCAGAUCCAACAUUAAGCGGGAAUAUUGAAAAAAGUAGUGAACAUAAACCAUUUUUAGGAGAUAAAUAGCUGUUUUUUUAAAACUGUUUUAAAAAUAUUUGAAUAAAUUGUCAAAAAAAGGAAAAAUCGAUUGGAUCGAUUUUUUUAUAAUACUUUGACUAAAUUGUAAAUUAAAUUCGAUUCGCAUUGGUAUGGUUAUUCAAUUUAUGAUGUAAUAGAAAAUUCAAUUUAUAUAAUUUUGAUCUCGGCAUUUAUAAAAUCAAGCA
This is a messenger RNA of Condylostylus longicornis, 3380 nucleotides long. It is a transcript of the gene mew, whose product is annotated as integrin alpha-PS1. Gene Ontology annotation, cellular component: external side of plasma membrane; integrin complex. Gene Ontology annotation, molecular function: integrin binding. The record is from RefSeq and is a predicted model, not a curated record. Bases 1 to 3183 code for a protein of 1060 amino acids. Gene Ontology annotation, biological process: cell-cell adhesion; cell adhesion mediated by integrin; integrin-mediated signaling pathway. NCBI's taxonomy places the organism in Eukaryota, Metazoa, Arthropoda, Insecta, Diptera, Dolichopodidae. The transcript has 13 exons.